Molecule: messenger RNA, 3861 nt
Organism: Neofelis nebulosa (Clouded leopard)
Lineage: Eukaryota; Metazoa; Chordata; Mammalia; Carnivora; Felidae
Gene: ADGRG1
Product: adhesion G protein-coupled receptor G1
Exons: 14
Coding region: 523-2601 (692 amino acids)
Biological process (GO): cell surface receptor signaling pathway; adenylate cyclase-activating G protein-coupled receptor signaling pathway
Cellular component (GO): membrane
Molecular function (GO): heparin binding; G protein-coupled receptor activity
Source: RefSeq, a predicted model, not a curated record
CCUGGGGAAGCGACAGAUGGAGGGCAGGGAGGCAGAGUUAUCCCCAGGCGGGGCUGUCUGUCCCCGAAGCCUGGCACCUGUCUGCCAGGAUCGGUGGGUGGUGAGGCUGAGGUGCCCCCUUGCCCAGCGCUGAGUCAUGGGCAUCCCCCAGGGUCACCGCCUGAGCUCUCUCAGCCCUGCCCCCUCUGAGAAAUCCGUGACUCACGUAUGGUCCCGUCAUCCCAGCCAAGCUAGGGAAGAGGGAGGAGCCCGACUGGGGCAGGAGGGGGCCGUCCCCCCACAAACCCUCACAGCCUCGCCGCCUCGCCUGCCUCCGCAGCUGCCUGCCCGCCUUGCUCUGCUGCAAGAGAGGAGCUGGGAGCCUCCCACACUCACCAGCCUGCCCACUGGGGGCAGCCUGACUCUGGCUGGGGGGCUAAGCCUCUGAAGUGGGACUUGAAAGGCGUUCCAGCUGCCUGGUCCCACACAGGACCUUCCUCCGGCACCAGGCGGUGACUUCUCAGGGUGACUUUGGGGAGCAAGAUGGCCACCCAAGUGCUACUGCAGACAGCACUGCUCCUGCUGGGUCUGCUCUUCCUGGUUCAAGUCUUUCCCUCCUCAGGUGCCCGUGGCAGGAGCCCCCGUGAAGACUUCCGUUUCUGUGGCCAGAGGAAUCAGACAGAGAAGAGCAGCCUCCAUUACAGGCAGACAUCAGACCUGCACAUCUCCAUCAAGAACUCCGAGGAAGCCCUCACGAUCUACGCCCCCUUCGCGGGAGCCCUCCCGACCUCCCGAUUCUUCCCCGACCCCAGGGGCCUCUACCACUUCUGCCUCUACUGGAACCGCCAUGCUGGGAGAUUUCAUCUUCGCUAUGGCAAGAACGACUUCUUGCUGAGUGACCAAGCCUCUAGACUCCUGUGCUUCCGGCACCAGAAGGAGAGCCUGGCCCGGGGUCCCCCACUGCUCGCCACCUCUGUCAGUUCCUGGUGGAGCCCCCAGAAUACCAGUCUGCCCAGUGCUGCUGGCUUCACCUUCUCCUUCCACGAUCCCCCCCAGAAGGCCUCCCACAAUGCCUCGGUGGACAUAUGUGAGCUGAAAAGAGACCUUGAGCUGCUCAGCCAGCUUCUGAAGCACCCCGGAAAGACCUCGAGGAGGCCCUCGUCCACCCCUGCCAGCCAGCAGCUGCAGACCCUGGAGUCGAAGCUGACCUCUGUGAAGUUCACGGGGGACACCCUGUCCUUCGAGGAGGACCUGGUCAACGCCACGGUGUGGAAGCUCCAGCCCACAGCCAGCCUCCAGGACCUGUACAUCCACUCCAGGCUUGAGGAGGCACAGAGCGAGAUCCGGGAGUACUCGGUGCUGCUGCCCCGCGUGCUCUUCCAGAAGACCAAAGGCCGGAGGGGGGAGGCUGAAAAGAGGCUGCUUCUGGUGGACUUCAGCAGUCAAGCCCUGUUCCAGGACAAGAAUUCUAGCCAAGUCUUGGGUGAGAAGGUCUUGGGUAUCGUUGUGCAGAACACCAAAGUAGCCAACCUCUCGGAGCCUGUGACGCUCACCUUCCAGCAUCAGCCACAGCCGAAGAACGUGACUCUCCAAUGUGUAUUCUGGGUUGAAGACCUGACAUUGAGCAGCCCGGGGAGCUGGAGUGACGCGGGGUGUGAGACCAUCAGGAGAGAGACGCAGACGUCCUGCCUCUGCAACCACCUGACCUACUUUGCGGUGCUGAUGGUCGCCUCCGUGGAGGUAGAUGCCAUACACAAGCACUACCUGACCCUCCUCUCCUACGUGGGCUGUGUCAUCUCCGCUCUGGCCUGUGUCCUCACCAUCGCCGCCUACCUCUGCUCCAGGAGGAAGACUCGGGAUUACACCAUCAAGGUGCACAUGAACCUACUGCUGGCUGUCUUCCUGCUGGAUGUGAGCUUCCUGCUGAGUGAGCCCGUGGCCCUGGCAGGCUCCGAGGCUGGCUGCCGGGCCAGUGCCAUCUUCCUGCACUUCUCUCUGCUCGCCUGCCUCUCCUGGAUGGGCCUCGAGGGUUACAACCUCUACCGACUCGUGGUCGAGGUCUUUGGCACCUAUGUACCUGGCUACUUGCUCAAGCUGAGCAUCGUGGGCUGGGGCUUCCCCGUCUUCCUGGUGACGUUGGUGGCACUGGUAGACAUGAACAACUACGGCUCCAUCAUCCUGGCUGUGCACAGGACUCCGGAGAGUGUCAUCUACCCUUCCAUGUGCUGGAUCCGGGACUCCCUGGUCAGCCACGUCACCAACCUGGGCCUCUUCAGCCUGGUGUUUCUGUUCAACACUGCCAUGCUGGGCACCAUGGUGGUGCAGAUCCUGCGGCUGCGCCCCCACGCCCAGAAGUGGCCCCACGUGCUGACGCUGCUUGGUCUCAGCCUGGUCCUCGGUCUGCCCUGGGCCCUGAUCUUCUUCUCCUUUGCUUCUGGCACCUUCCAGCUGGUCGUUCUCUACUUCUUCAGCAUCAUCACCUCCUUCCAAGGCUUCCUCAUCUUCCUCUGGUACUGGUCCAUGCGGCUGCAGGCCCGGAACGGGCCCUCCCCUCUGAAGAGCAGCUCGGACAGCGCCAGGCUCCCCAUCAGCUCGGGCAGCACCUCGUCCAGCCGCAUCUAGGCCACCAGCCACCUUCCAGGAGCUGUGUGAGGAAACUGAGUUGCGGCCUCUCCUCACCGCCGCCCGCCGCCCCCGCAGCCAGGCCGGACACUUCAGGGUCAGCCGGAGACUUGAGAAGAAGGCCCAGGGACCUCAGAGUGAGGGGACGGUUGCCCUUGGCAGCCAGACCCCCAGGCUGGGCCUUCUGAAUUGGCCUGCAGACUGCUCGGCUCUCAGGUCCAGCUCACAAGGGGCUGAGGAGUGGGACCGUCCCGCUGCUGUCCUCGCUGGGGGCUGAAGGCUGUUCUUAAGUCACCGCCGCUGGGCCCGGCCCUCGUGGCUGGCGAUGGGAGCCCUCACGGCCCGAAGGUCAGGUCCCGGGCCUGUGAGGCCCGGUGGCAACCUUGGUCCUGUGCCCCCACCCAGGACAGAAAUGUGCCAUAGCUGUUCUGUCUCUGGUGAUCACCAUGAGGGCACUCGGCAGUCCUGUUAUUUUAGCCUAAGAGUGGUACUCAGGGCAUGUGGGGUUGGGGCAGAGCUUUGAGCCAGACCUCUGGAGGAGAGCCCCCUCCUGGCAACAUCACCUCUACCUUGGAGCCCAGGGCCCUCCGUCAUCCUCCCCAGCCCUCCCUCUCCAGCCCUCCGCUCAGCCCCAGGGGGUCCCCUGGGGGCUCCCAGGCCCAAUGCUGUAUUUUGGGUUGUGGUUUCCAAGAGCUGCCCGGUGCCUGCCGUAAACCUCUAUCGACUGCACCGACUUUUGCCUGCCCUUGACUCAGGCAGAGUAUAGACAUUAUGGGCUGGGCCAGGUCUGUCUGUCCAUCUGGGCCUUUCUAUAAGCUGCAUCACCCUUGCUCACCACUGCCAAGCCCAUCCCUCACAGGGGCCCUCAGCCUCUCUCGAAGCCCUCUUGUGGCAAGAACUGUGGGGCACAGCAACGCAGAAUUAUUUCUGCCCCAGUGCCCCAGAAGACUGAGACGUGCUUCCCCUGGUGACCCUGGCCUACAGCCCAACGUGCUCCUAAAGGGUCGGAGCUACAGGUGUAGGGUUAGCAGAGCCAUCGUUUCUUGCUGGGGACCCAGGAAGACUUCCUGUAGGAGGCAGCAUUUGAUCUGGAUCUCCGCCUUAAAGAUGUGGAGGCCUUUCUUUUUAAGUACUGCUAUCUCAUUUGUCUUUUGAAUUUAAAGAAGUAGACGUUUGUUGUAGAGAAUCUGGAAACUGUAGAAAAGUACACAGAAGAAAAUAAAAAUCAUCUCUUGUUAUCACCUAACAAACCAAUGUAAA